AUUUAAUGAAUUUCUGCCAAAGUUUUUCAUCAUUUGCUAUGCACUUUGUUUUGGUUUUAUGCUGUUCUUCUGUUAAUCAAGCGUGUAAGUGUGCGGAAACUUUGAGCAAAUAUAAUUAGCACAAAUUUCAUUGACAAAAAAUACGAAAUACAAAAAGUUUUAACAAAAUGCUGAAUCAAAAAUUGGUUUUUAUAAGCAAAACAAAUUAACUGAUAAUUUUUGUCUAAAAAUAUGUUUUUUUAUUAAACGAUAACAAGUGUUUUACUGCACAUUUAAAACUACGAAUGUAAUUGUUUUUGUGUUAAGUGAUUUUGCUAUGCCGAAACUUUCCGUUAUUGUGAAAAUAUCGCAAAUUAUGUUUCUCAAACAUGGUGACAACGAUAAAAAUCACUUGUGAUGGCGUAUUCAUCCAAUCUAAUUCGUAUCUCACACCAUCAGUGUCGGGCAACAAUGUUGUGCACCGCGAACAUACAACCAACUCUGUGCAACAUUCACCAAGCUCCGCAACAUCUCUAACGACACCUACAACGACCUCAACAUCGUUCGCCAUUUGCAGUGAUGAUCCAAGUAAUUCCGACGCCAGCUCCAACGACUUCGAAAACUCGCUGCGUCAACGCUUGCGACAUUUAAAUUCACCAAAAGUCGCUCUCAUUUCGGCAACGAUUACCAGCUGCAGCAAUAACAACAGCAAAAUCGGCAAGAGCAACGCUACAUUUAACUCCUUCUCUUCCACCACAUCUACGUCGUCACAAUCGUCGUCUAAUUCGCACAGCUCAACGGCAUCUCAGCGCCAACGACGUCGACGCGGUAAUUCUUCAAGUCCCCGCCAUUCACUGAAAUUCGUUACAGCUUCAACCAAUUCGCAUGUGCCUCACGGCAAAGCGGUAGACACGCGUCGUCGCUACUAUUACAGUGGCAGUGGCGGUGACGGUGGCAACAGCAACAUUUACUGGUGCAAACAGGCCAUCACUGGUAGCGGGCGCAGCAGCAAACACAGCGACAGCGUUGGUGGUUGUGAGCACAACAAUGUCGCCUUGAAGCGCCGUGCCCUCCCGGUUGAACGUGUACCGUUGACACGCAGCACCAGCAGCGUCACCACUCAUGCGGAAUUUCGAAACGCAACCGUCUCGACUACAGCAGCAGCUGUUGCGAAAGUGGUGGGGGUGCGUCGCGAAAGCAGCGAACAAAAGUUGGAUGCCGCCAGCAACAAUAACAACAACAAAGUAUUUGGAAACAGCAACGGUGACACGCCGACAGCGGCGGUUGCCUGCAAUGGUCAUAGCUCGAGUAGUGCGCACGAAGACUUUUAUUACUGUGAUGACAAACCGGCGUGCAGCAAUAACAAAAAUCAAAACGGCGCGUUUAAUGGUGGCGGCAGUGCAGUGAAAGCCGCAAUAAAAAAUAGCAACAACCAAAGCAAGCAUAACAAUAAAAGUGGCGAUUGCAUUGUAUCUCCCACUCCAGCAAAAGUGAGCGGCAGCAACGCUACAUCUAACUGCAAUUCGCAAUACAAUACAAAUGCAAAAGCCAACUCCAAUCCGCCGUGCUCGAAUGUGAAAUCUGUGUCAAAGCUCGCGCCGGCUAGUGCAUCUUCCGCCGAUACGACACGCCUAUUUAAUUUCCUACGCGCCGCGCGUAAAUUUUACCGCAGUGCCGCCAAUGGGAAUAGUAGCGCGGUUGGCAAUAGUCAAAACUCGAAUUUGCUUACAUUCGCAGAUAAAGUUGAUGGUAUCGUUUCGCAACAGCCUUCGUCAGAGCCGACAAAGCGCCGUUCCUCGUUGGCGGCCAUCAACGAUCGGCUGACGAUUGCAGAAUACGACAAGUCAUCAGCAGGUGCUUUAAGCCAAAUAACUGUGACACUAAGCGAUGAUUGGUUUGACGAGGAAGCUUUAAUUUCGAAAGAGAAUCAGCAGCCUGCGAAGGGUAACAAACGCCAGCAAUCAAAAAAGGAACAUAAACAACAACAACAACUGCCUGAUAGUGGCAUAAGCCACACCACUGCAACAGAAACAGCUGCAAAUGCAAAAGCUUUAAUCUCCCUCCGUAGCACAAACGAAACAACUGUGACUGCCAGAAGCGCCGCCACAACACCAACAAACCAUAAAACACCAAUUGCAACUCUAACAACACCAACGACCAAAGUAACCUCAGCAACUCAGCAAAAGCCAAACGCACCUCAAAUUGAACAAAAACAACUUAAACAGAGGCAGCAAGUGAGUGGCCGCAGUGCCAUCAACAGCAAUAGCAAGGGUAGCGUUGCCACACCACAGAAUCACUGCACCAACUCUCGCAACUGCCUUACAAUCAACGCAGCCGCAACUGCGUUACAAAUUCCAGCAAAUACAGAUACAGCGCGUGGAAGUGGAGGAAUAGUUAUUUCAAGCUCCUCAACGGAAACACCUACGACAAGUGCACUAACGUCUGUUGUAGACUCAGCGACGUCAACGGCUCUUACGUCGCCGACGUCGUCCGCGUCAUUAAUCUCGCCUAAAGCGAGCAACAAAAAAGUGAUGAACAGUCACGCCACAGCGACCCAGCAUAGCGGACAAACAACAGUGGUCGGUCAUCAUCGCGGCUUCUCUCAACCAUCCGUGACAGUGGCGGCCAAUUCAGCGGGCGAUCCAUGGUUUUUACAAUCCACUGGGCAUCAAAUGCCGCCCACAGCGCCUUUGCGACAUAAUAAACGCCCUGCGCCACAACCAAAUCACGGUGGUGGUGUAGGAGGCGGUAUUGGCAUCGGUGGUACAGGCGUAGGCGUUGGUGGUGGAGGUGCGGGGAGCGUUGGUUUAGCGAACACUGGCAGUGUAGGCGUCAACUUGUUGCAUCAACAGCAGCUAAGCCAGUCGCAGCCGCAUAUUGUACCGCCAAAUAUACCGCCACACCAUCACAAUAACGUGAACCCACACCACAAUGCAAUCCACUUGUCCUCGCAUGCACUUAAUAGUCAUAAUUUAAUAUCUGCCGCGACCGGCGCCAAUCAUUCACCAAAAUCACCCAAUCAACAACAACACCAGCAACAACAUCAUCAUCAGCAACAGCAGGGGUCGCAAUUAUCUGGCUCAGCGGCACAAUCACAUACGCAUACACACAUACUCUCCACCUUUGCUCCACAACCCGCCAGUACUGGCAAUUGUGCGCCCGCCGCGGGUGGUGUGACAGCCGCCGCUGUGGCCGCCGUCACGCAACAACAACAACAGCAACACUUGCAGCUUCUAGCAAAUGCUUCCAGUAAUAGCAACAACAAUCUGAUGUCGUCCUCAAUGAAUGCGGCGCAACAUAGUGCCGCUCUAUCUUUACAUGAGCGCGGACUUCCGCCGAAAAGUGGCGCUAUUGUUGCUGGCCUAGGGGGCGCACUGCACGGCAGCAACAUGCUGUUGCACCAAGCACAAACACCCUCAUCGCUUUCGAGCAGUCAGCAACAAACACAAUCGGCGAUAUCCCUCAAUACAGCUGGCGGCAGUGGUGUUGGUGUGGGUGGUGGUGGUGGUAGCGGAAACAUCGGUGCCACUAGUAUGUCUACAUCUUUGCACAGUUUCGACAUAAAUGGUGGUGGUGUGGCGGCCAAUGCCUGGUCGAGUGCUAAUGCUAAUGCAGUAGCGGUGGCGCUACACUCACCCACCAACGCUCUGGCGGGCGCCACUCAACAGCAUCUGCAGCCGCAACGGAAAUGUGAAGUGAAACUGAACGCAAUGCCUUGGUUCCAUGGCAGCAUAACACGCGACGAAGCCGAACACCUGUUGCAACCGCGUGAGGAUGGCCUAUUUUUGGUACGUGAGUCUACUAACUUCCCAGGCGACUAUACACUAUGCGUCUGCUUCCAAGGCAAAGUGGAACACUAUCGUGUCAAGUACUUAGAGAACAAACUCACCAUCGACGAUGAGGAGUACUUUGAGAAUCUGGGGCAAUUAGUUGCGCAUUACGAAGCAGAUGCAGAUGGUUUGUGCACGCAACUCAUAAAAUGUUUGCCGAAAAAGGGCAGACAAGAAUUCUGCAUCAACUCAAAAGACUUUUUGGACAAGGGUUGGGUUAUACCGGAGGCUGAUUUGCAGCUGCGCGAAAGCAUCGGCAAGGGCGAGUUCGGCGAUGUGAUGUUGGGUAUAUUGCGCAGUGAAAAAGUCGCCGUAAAGAUGCUAAAGGAUGAGGGCGCUGUGCAAAAAUUCUUGGCGGAAGCCUCUGUCAUGACCACUUUGGAACACGAGAAUUUGGUAAAGUUCAUAGGCUUGGUUUUUACCAGCAAACACAUCUACUUGGUGACGGAGUAUAUGAGCAAAGGUUCGCUGGUCGAUUAUCUGCGUUCACGCGGGCGUCAACACAUUACGAAAAAGGAUCAAAUUAAUUUUGCCUAUGAUACCGCCUCCGGCAUGGAAUAUUUGGAAGCUAAAAAAGUCGUGCAUCGCGAUUUGGCCGCACGUAAUGUACUAAUUUCCGAAGAAUGUGUCGCCAAAGUGUCCGAUUUCGGUUUGGCGCGCGAAGAGUGCUACAAUCUGGAUGUAGGCAAAUUGCCUAUUAAAUGGACAGCACCUGAGGCGCUCAAGAAUGGUCGUUUUUCCAACAAAUCUGAUAUGUGGAGUUUCGGAAUUUUGUUAUGGGAAAUUUAUUCAUUUGGUCGAGUUCCUUAUCCCCGCAUACCCCUCAACGACGUGGUGAAACACGUUGAAGUCGGCUAUAAAAUGGAAGCACCCGAAGGCUGUCCACCCGAAAUCUAUGAAAUGAUGCGUCAAGCGUGGGACUUAAAUCCAGCCAAGCGACCAACAUUUGCCGAACUAAAAGUGAAGUUGUUGCAUAUGAAAAACGCCACACCAGCGUGAGAACAUAACUGAGUACUACGGCCGUAAAAAGUGACAUUCAGACAAACAUUAAAUAUUUAAAACAAUCCAAUCCAAUCGAAGUGAGCAACUUAAAUUACCAAGUAAUAUACAUACAUACAUGUUAUACAUACAUAUAUAAUAAAUAUUGUUUAAGGUUAGGAGAAAUAAUGCAAAGAUAAAAAAUUUAAGAGAGUAAAUAAAAUGGUAAGCAAAAAGUUUUAAAACGUGGGGGGGAUUUCCACCAUUUUAUUAACUAUUUGUGUUUGUUUUUAUUUGUACUAUAAUUUUUUUGUCUUUAACUUUUUGCAAUUUAGUUAAGUUAAAAAUGUAAACGGCGCCGCGCACGUAUUAUUCUUUGUUUUUAUUGGAGUUGUAGUAGAUAAAAAAUGUAAAAACAAAAAACAAAUCAACCAUACUGCGCCCGAUUCGCCAGCGUGCGCCUUAGCCUUAACCGAACGCAAGCAGCUAACUGAAAAGUUAAAUGUGACUAAAAUAAAAAUUGAAAAAAAAAAUCAAAAGUAACACUAUGCAACAUAAAUAUAAAAAAAUUGUUUAGUUCUUGUAAUUAUUUAUAUGCGUAUACAUAUUUGUUUUUAGUGUGUAAUUACUAUUACUACGUUGUACUACAUUACUAUUUACUACUAAAAGAAGUACUAUUUACCACUACUGCUACGACAAUUGUAUGUUAGGUUUACUUACCAAUUUACGUUAUUUAUACAAACACAAACACACACACACAGACAGCCAGACACAGAAGCACAUACACAUCCACACAAAUUUUUGUUUAUAACCUUUUUUUAUGCAUAACAUUAUUUAUAAAUAUUUUUUGUAAAUUUUGGACAUGAAUGUAAUAAAAUGCUAAUUUGAUUAAAUGUAUUUUGUUUAACAAAAAGAAAAUAUAAAAUUGAAGAGAAGACACUGUGAAAGGAAAAAACAAGGCAGCAAUAUACAUACAUACAUAUAGUACAUAUGUAUGUUAAAAGCACAUAUCUUUAAUUUGCCGCAAAAGCACAGAGAGUGCCACAAAUAUGAGCACCAGCCAGCCACACAAAUUAUUUAAUAUAUUGCAUUAAAUUACUAACUAUGUAUGUAUGUCAUAACCAGGCGGCAAGCAAAAAAAUUAAAGAAUUUCAAACAAUUAAUGAAUUUCUUAAGCAGCUAUAAGGCAUGAAUAUUCAUCAUUCGACGGAAUUGUACGCGCGAACAAAAACUCUCUCUUAUCACCAAGCACGGAAUAAUCCGUAAUAAAAUAUUUUUUUGUGAAAGUUUGACGAAAAUAAAUAAUUUUAGUAAUACUGUAA
Molecule: messenger RNA, 6109 nt
Organism: Anastrepha ludens (Mexican fruit fly)
Lineage: Eukaryota; Metazoa; Arthropoda; Insecta; Diptera; Tephritidae
Gene: Csk
Exons: 9
Coding region: 369-4808 (1479 amino acids)
Biological process (GO): protein phosphorylation
Molecular function (GO): protein tyrosine kinase activity; ATP binding
Source: RefSeq, a predicted model, not a curated record